Molecule: messenger RNA, 2240 nt
Organism: Portunus trituberculatus (swimming crab)
Lineage: Eukaryota; Metazoa; Arthropoda; Malacostraca; Decapoda; Portunidae
Product: pro-resilin-like
Cellular component (GO): extracellular matrix
Source: RefSeq, a predicted model, not a curated record
CUGGUGGCGCUGAGGAGACAAGUACCACCUGACCCUCACUUUUCUUCCCCACCACACGCACGCUGGUUCUCCUCCUUCAACAUUCCGACCUCGCUAUCAUGAGGCCGCAGUUACUCAAACUCCUGGCGGUGGCGCUAGCGAUGGCGUCUGCUGCUCAGGGAGACAAACUACCUGGUGGAGGACACAGCGGAGGACACGGCGGGGGCAACAGACAAGGACAUGGCGGGGGAGGGGGCGGGGGUUCAGGCUCGGCGGGGGGCCUGAGUAGCUCGUAUAGUUCUAGUUCUUUCAGUGGCAGCGGCGGUUCAUCAGGCGCGCCCAGCCAGACGUACGGCGCCCCGCCCGCCCAGACAUACGGCCCACCCUCGCAGACUCAGACCACUCAAUCACUUAGUCAGACUUAUGGACCACCUCAGUCAGGCCAGACACAGACCGUAAGUCAGACAUACAGUGCCCCAAAUACACAGGCACCUUCCCAAAGCUACGGCACCCCACAAGCCUCCACUCCCAGCCAGAGUUACGGGGCACCUGGGGAGAGUCUCAAGCCUCCUUCUCAAACUUACGGAGCCCCUCAGCAACCCUCUCAAAGUUAUGGAACACCUCAGCAGCAGCAAAGACCUUCCCAGAGCUACGGAACACCCCAACAGUCUCAGCAGGGGCCUUCACAAUCUUAUGGAACGCCUCAACAGCAGCAGAGGCCAUCACAGAGCUAUGGAACACCUCAGCAACAACAGCAACGUCCAUCACAGAACUACGGAACUCCUCAACAGCAACAGCAGCAGCAACGACCAUCACAAUCUUAUGGAACACCACAGCAGCAGCAGCAGCAGCAGCGACCAUCACAAAGCUAUGGAACUCCUCAGCAGCAGCAGCAGCAGCAGCAGCAGCAGAGACCGUCACAGUCUUACGGAACACCUCAACAAAGGCAACAGCAACCUUCGCAGAGCUAUGGAACACCACAGCAGCAGCAGCAGCCGUCGCAGAGCUACGGUGCACCCCAGCAGCCUUCCCAGAGCUACGGAGCUCCACAACAAACUCAAAACAAUGGUUACGGAGGACAACAGAGUAACGGAGGAAGAAAUGGCGGGGGAGGUGGCGGCUAUGGUGGAGGACAACAAAACGGUGGCGGCGGCGGCGGCGGUUACGGUGGAGGACAGCAAAACGGCGGUGGCAGCGGAGGCUAUGGUGGUGGACAGCAGAACGGCGGCGGCGGAGGUUAUGGUGGAGGCGGUGAUAACAUGAAGGGGAUGCCGUAUGGGUUCGACUACGCUGUGCAGGACCAGUACUCUGGGGUGGACUUCUCACAGAAAGAAGAGAGUGACGGCAACGUGGUGACAGGCGAAUACCGUGUUCAGCUUCCCGAUGGCCGCUUGCAGAUCGUCACCUACACUGCUGACCAUGAGAACGGAUUUGUGGCGGACGUGAGGUAUGAGGGUGAGGCGCAGUACCCCUCAGGAAACGGCGGUGGUGGUGGUUAUGGCGGCGGACAACAGGGCGGCGGUGGUGGUGGUUAUGGCGGCGGACAACAGGGCGGCGGCAGCGGCGAUGGCGGUUAUGGCGGCCAGCAGGGCGGCGGCAGCGGUGGCGGUUAUGGUGGCCAGCAGGGCGGCGGCAGCGGAGGAGGUUAUGGCGGUGGACAACAGGGCGGUAGCGGCAGUGGUUACGGAGGUCAGCAGGGAGGCGGCGGAGGCGGUUAUGGUGGCCAGCAGGGUGGUAACGGCGGCGGCGGUGGUUAUGGCAGCGGCCAGCAGGGCGGCAGCGGUGGUUAUGGCGGUGGCCAGCAGGGCGGCAGCGGCAGCGGUGGUGGUUAUGGCGGUGGCGCAGGCGGCGGUGGCCAGCAGGGCGGCGGCGGCGGCGGUUAUGGAGGCGGACAACAGAAUUUCGGUCAGAAGGUGAACGGAGGAGGUGGUGGCGGUAGCAGCUACAGUGGCGGGAACAAUUUCGGCAGUGGGGGCAGCACGGGUUACGGGAGGAGGAAGUAAUUAAUAGGUACCACCACUCACGUUCCUCCUCCUCUUGGCAACACUUAUUCUUCCAAGUCAACAGUGGCACCUAAAUAACUACCAUUUGGAUGAGUGACGCUGGGAAUGCGAUCCUUAGCUGUCUCUUCAGCCUUGAACCGACUCACCGUCAGAAAGAAAGAAAAAGAGAGAGAGAGAGAGAGAGAGAGAGAGAGAGAGAGAGAGAGAGAGAGAGAGAGAGAGAGAGAGAGAGAGAGAGAGAGAGAGAGAGAGAGAGAG